Molecule: messenger RNA, 1080 nt
Organism: Phoenix dactylifera (date palm)
Lineage: Eukaryota; Viridiplantae; Streptophyta; Magnoliopsida; Arecales; Arecaceae
Source: RefSeq, a predicted model, not a curated record
UUUCGGCAAGGACGCCGUUCUGUGGGCAUAUCGGCGUUAUUUACUAUUCGGAUGAACCUCCCCCUUUGUUCGGCCUCUCUCCGGGUUCGCUUCUCAGUUCUCACUUCACCCGUUGUCCCUUUAGGGUUUCACCCCUCCCUCCCUCCCUUCUCGCCCGGAUUCUCAGUUUUGUUUAAUUUCAUGUCCCGGUUACGUAAUGUAGUGAUGGCAACAGGCUUAUUAGCCUUUGCAGCUGCUGGCUUAUCAUUUCCAUUCUUCUUCGUGACAUCGAAAAAUAAACCUAUAAUCGAUUCAUCAAAGCCUCUGCCACCGCAGGCUACUUUUCGAGGGCCGUAUGUGAACACUGGAUCUCGUGAUGUUGGGCCAGACUCUUCCACCUAUCCAAAAGUAUAAAUUGCUGCUGACAAGAAGAGGCGCCGAGGGAGACGAAUAAAGGACGUAAACCGUGCCGAACCACAUGGGAGCCUGGCUCGUUUCUGUGCCUCCUUGAACCAAACCUCGUCAACCUUUCUGAAAACGCAAACUAAUUGGUAAUCUGUGUCAUUUUGGUAAAAAUAUCAUGUUUUGUGUGUUUUUGUAGGAAGGGGAGGGGAGGCGAGUAGAAUUUUUUCGAUCGUUUCGUUCGAGAGCUAUGAUCUUUGGCUCUAGAGCUGAAUCAUUGGUUAUGAGUUUUAGUGGUGGAGCAUCAAUUUAAACAUCACAUCCACUGGACUUGAAAUUUGCAAGGAUUUUAGACGUCUCGGUUAUUGACUGAUCUUGGGUCAUGGUCAUGGUGGCUCUCUGUCUUUUUAGAAGUAAAAGUAAAAUCCCUUGUAGAGCUGCCAAUUGAUCUACAAAAUUAGGCUCAAAUUUAGUCCGUAAGCUCAAAAUUAAUUUCAAUAUGAGUUCAUAAGCCUUGCAAGUAGAUGUAUAAAUUAUAUAAGUAAACAACUUUAGGAAAAAAUGCUUUGGAGUAGAUUCAAUUGUAAUCUUUGGGGCAGUUGGGAUGAGAAAGCACAAGCUUAUCUUAUCAGACUGCCACUCCUUCCUAUGCUUAGAGGAUUUUUUUUCUUCCUUUGUUUUUUAGGCAAAAGGGAGGGA